This is a messenger RNA of Amborella trichopoda, 940 nucleotides long. NCBI's taxonomy places the organism in Eukaryota, Viridiplantae, Streptophyta, Magnoliopsida, Amborellales, Amborellaceae. The record is from RefSeq and is a predicted model, not a curated record.
CAAGUUUGUCUCAAUCAUUAUAAAACGAUAGCCCACCUCAUAAUUCUCUUUACACCUCUCUCCUUCCCAUCUACUUUCAAGUAACUCGUACCUGCAAAAGUUCCACCAUCUUUAAGCACCCUCUCUCUCUAGAUUUCCUUAUUUAAGGAAUUCCUCAUCCACCAACUUCCAUCCAUUUUUUGUACCCAAAUCUUUAAUCCCACAGUUCUCUCUCAUCUUUAUAAUCUCUCUCUAGAUUCAUCAUCCAAUACCCCAAAUCAAGAGCAUGGAGCAGAAGAGAAAGGGCAUGAGCAAGCUUGCUAGGUGCUUGAAGGCCUGCUCCCCCAUUAGAGCCCUAUGCAAAGCUAGAGAUUUCUAUGUGAGGAGCAUGAACGAAUGCGCCGGGGUAGCAGACUUCACCAUGAUCAUGGGCGGACCAACAGGUGGUGUUACCAUGCUCCCCCGUAGCUAUAGCACGGCCUCGACGAGGAGCCAAGAGGAUCUCAGAGAGUUGAUCAGAGCGGCCUCACAGAAGAGAGAGAAAGGGAAAAUCAACCCAUCACCCGUGAUUUUAACGCCUUCGGCAGCGAGGGUAGCUAAGAGUCGUAGUGUUAAUAUUGGGACCAUUGAUGAGGAGCAGCCAUGUUAUUUCAAUGGUAGUUUCAACACGAAGAAUGAGGGAGGUGAGUUUAUUCCAAGGAGCAGGAGUUGUGCUGUGGCCCAAGGGAGGAUGGGGUUUUGAGGCUAGGUUGUGGUCUGCAAUGGGGUAGCUGAACAUUUUGAUCUCUCUCUCCCUCUCUCUCUCAUUAAGAGGCAAAGUAAAAGCUCUCUCUGCAAAAGCUCUUGGAGAAGUUUCUCUCUCCAAUUUUUUUUUGUACAGAGUUUUUUAGUGUUUAAUACUUUGGUUGUUGAAUUUGAUAUUGAAUUGUGAACAAUUUGUGAUCAAGCACUCAAUAUCUGU